GUUUCAUAUUGAGUAUGAUAUCUAACAAAGAAUGUUUCAUAUUGAGUAUGAUAUCUACCAAAGAAUGUUUCAUAUUGAGUAUGAUAUCUAACAAAGAAUGUUUCAUAUUGAGUAUGAUAUCUAACAUAGAAUGUUCAGGUAUGCCAUCUUACAAAUAUUUUUUAAUCACAAGUAUAUUAUCUUACAAUGAUUGUGAAUAUUCCCUAUCUAAGUUUGCAUGAUAUUCUCCUUGAAGUGUUUUACAUGCAAGGUUUGAGUCUUGGAGAUUUGGUAGUAUUUCUUGCCCUGCUGUCAAUCCAUUGUUUGUGCCCUCUAUGUUAAUAAACCUUGGCACUUUGGUUAACUAUUGUUCAUCUCAAUCAUUUGACAGACCUGUGCUUAACUUGUCCCGAGGACCUCCCAUCGUGUAUACAUAAAGGUGGCGCAGUACCGUUUACAUAUCUCUAAAAACACACUUAUCUUUCAGAAACUCUCUCACCUUUUCUGUCUACCCAUCUCUCUUUUCUGUCUACACAUCUCUCUUUUCUGUCUACCCAUCUCUCUUUUCUGUCUACACAUCUCUCUUUUCUGUCUACACAUCUCUCUUUUCUGUCUACACAUCUCUCUUUUCUGUCUACACAUCUCUCUUUUCUGUCUACCCAUCUCUCUUUUCUGUCUACCCAUCUCUAUUUUCUGUCUACCCAUCUCUCUUUUCUGUCUACCCAUCUCUCUUUUCUGUCUACCCAUCUCUCUUUUCUGUCUACCCAUCUCUCUUUUCUGUCUACCCAUCUCUCUUUUCUAUCUAUCCAUCUAUCAUGUCAUUAUUUCCCUCUCUAAAUCUCCAUCUACACUCCACAGGGUAUAACAGCUACUAUGGAAGAAUUCACAUAUCGCCGAUUUAAUGUAUAGCUAGGAGAGAGUAUGGCUUACCAACUUUAAAGGUUUACACUUUUUUGUAAAAUGAAUCAAGUUUAUUUGAUUAUGUUGGGUUUUUAAUAAAGUAUGAAAGUUUUGAUGUUGCUAUUAUUUAAAUAAACUGGUGUUACACAUCCACACCCCCCCCCUCCCCCUUAUCUCUCUUACCGCCCGCCUCCCCACAGACUGACAACCACAAACAGCCAGACAUUUACUAAACAGACACCCACGGCACUCCACCCUACCUCCUGAAGUACAACCUCUCCUUCAGUGUGUCAAGGUUACGCACUCUUCCCCACGAACUCCAUCUUAACCUGUGGAUUUACAUGUGACAGCAAAAGUCAAGGAAUGAAUGCGCUGUGACGUUGCCCAGUUGGAAGGCAGAAUAAGAUGGCCUCUGGGUCAAAGUCAGUAUUAUUUGUUAUAAUUGCAACAACCAACAUGCCACCGAACAAAGGCUCAUGCCCUUGGUUUCUAUACUGGCAACUUAUGUUUCAAAUGUGAGAAUAUUUGUACAAACACAGUUGUUUAUGCUCGCUUCAACAGCUUUUCGUGAUAUUAUUUAGCUUCAAAGGUGCAGGAUUUCCUUCAAAUCAACCAACAAGUGAGAAAGUAAGUGCAGCAGAGAGAAAGAAAAUGAUCUUUAUUCAUUCAUUGUCCUCGUUCUUUUCCAUUCCACUCCACACUGUUAUUACUGUCAACUUCUUUUCCAUUCCACUACACACUGUUAUUACCGUCAACGUCAGACGGAUUCUUUCUUUCAGGGGCCUUGUCGUCAAAAUCACCAAGCUGUAUAGGUGAAGGUUGAAUAAAUAAAUAAAUAAAUGACAUUUCACAGAUCCCCCUCCUUCUCCCCGACCCCUCCCAUCCUCAGCCCCCUCUCCACUCACCUGCCUCAUUCCUCCUGUGUACCUCCCCUUGGGCAGGUAACCCAGUCGGGUAUAUAAAUAUAUUCAAACCUUAGUUAGCUAUCCAGGGAGCUCUGGGGUGACUCCAGACGUCGAGAAGUGAGAGAGAGAAGUGUAAACGUGUAACAGGUGGAGUUUCUCAGGAUAAGGAGCAAGUAUAUUCUCUUUACAAACCACUGGGAUUGAGAGUCCUAGAACAGCAGUGCAAGGAUGGGGCUUGGAAAGGGGAAAGAUGAUUAUAAGCUGGCGGCAACCUCCGAGGACAAUGGAAAUAAAAAGAGCAAAAAGGAGGUGAAGAAAGCAAAGGAGAAGAAGGACAUGGACGAUCUGAAAAAGGAAGUUGACCUGGAUGACCACAAGUUGACCUUGGAUGAACUUCAUAGGAAAUAUGGCACAGACCUAGCCAGGGGUCUAACCUCAGCUCGGGCUAAGGAGAUCCUCCUUCGUGAUGGCCCCAACACCCUGACCCCUCCUCCCACUACCCCUGAGUGGGUGAAGUUCUGCAGGCAGCUCUUUGGUGGGUUCUCUAUGCUCCUAUGGAUUGGUGCUAUGCUCUGCUUCCUGGCCUACGGAAUCCAGGCCGCCUCCGAGGAUGAGCCGGCCAAUGAUAAUUUGUACCUGGGUGUUGUGCUCUCUGUUGUCGUCAUUGUCACUGGCUGUUUCUCCUACUACCAAGAGGCCAAGAGCUCAAAGAUCAUGGACUCCUUCAAGAACCUGGUCCCACAGCAAGCCCUGGUUGUCCGUGACGGUGAGAAGAAGAACAUCAACGCUGAAGAAGUGGUGGUUGGAGAUCUGGUGGAGGUGAAAGGAGGAGAUAGGAUCCCAGCUGAUUUGCGUAUUGUUUCUGCCAGCGGCUGCAAGGUGGACAACUCCUCCCUCACUGGUGAAUCUGAGCCCCAGACACGUACCCCGGAUUUCUCCAAUGACAACCCCCUGGAGACAAGGAACAUUGCCUUCUUCUCUACCAACUGUGUUGAAGGAACUGCCAGAGGUAUCGUCAUCAACACUGGUGACCACACUGUCAUGGGUCGUAUCGCCACCUUGGCCACGAGUCUGGAGGGUGGGAAGACGCCUAUAGCCAAAGAGAUUGAGCACUUUAUCCAUAUCAUCACCGGUGUGGCCGUCUUCCUGGGCGUGUCUUUCUUCGUCCUCUCCCUCAUUCUGGGAUAUGGUUGGCUGGAAGCUGUCAUCUUCCUCAUUGGAAUCAUCGUUGCUAAUGUGCCAGAGGGUCUCCUGGCUACUGUAACUGUGUGUUUAACUCUGACUGCCAAGCGUAUGGCCAAGAAGAACUGCCUGGUGAAGAAUCUUGAAGCUGUUGAGACCCUUGGCUCCACCUCCACCAUUUGCUCUGACAAGACCGGAACCCUGACUCAGAACAGAAUGACCGUUGCUCACAUGUGGUUCGACAACCAGAUCCAUGAGGCUGACACCACAGAGAAUCAGAGUGGUACCUGCUUCGACAAAAGCUCUGCCACCUGGGCUUCCCUGGCUAGAGUCGCUGGCCUGUGCAACCGCGCCGUCUUCCUGGCAGAACAGAACAACGUACCUAUCCUCAAGAGAGAUGUGGCUGGUGAUGCUUCAGAGUCUGCCCUGCUGAAGUGUAUCGAGUUGUGCUGCGGGUCUGUCAAAGACAUGAGAGAAAAGUACAGCAAGAUCGCUGAGAUUCCCUUCAACUCCACCAACAAAUAUCAGCUCUCCAUUCAUAAGAACAUCGUGGCCGGAGAGUCCAAUCACCUGCUGGUGAUGAAGGGAGCCCCUGAGAGGAUUCUGGACCGCUGUUCCACCAUUUUGAUCCAGGGCAAAGAACAGACUCUCAAUGACGAGUUGAAGGAAGCCUUCCAGAACGCUUAUGAAGAGCUGGGAGGGCUGGGGGAGAGAGUGCUGGGUUUCUGUCAUUUCCAGCUCCCUGAUGACCAGUUCGCUGAGGGCUUCCAGUUUGAUUGUGAAGAGGUGAACUUCCCAACUGAGAAUCUGUGCUUCGUUGGCCUAAUGUCCAUGAUUGACCCUCCCCGUGCUGCUGUGCCUGACGCUGUGGGCAAGUGCAGGAGUGCUGGAAUCAAGGUUAUCAUGGUCACUGGUGAUCAUCCCAUCACUGCUAAGGCCAUUGCCAAGGGUGUGGGAAUCAUAUCUGAAGGAAACGAGACUGUUGAGGACAUCGCUGCUCGUCUGAAAAUCCCCGUUUCUGAGGUCAAUCCAAGAGAUGCCAAGGCCUGUGUUGUCCACGGUGGAGAGCUGAAGGACCUGUCAGCUGAACAGUUGGAUGACAUUUUGGCCCAUCACACUGAGAUUGUGUUUGCCAGAACAUCUCCUCAGCAGAAGCUGAUCAUUGUGGAGGGUUGCCAGCGUCAGGGUGCUAUUGUAGCUGUGACAGGUGAUGGUGUGAAUGAUUCUCCUGCUCUGAAGAAGGCUGACAUCGGUGUUGCUAUGGGGAUCUCUGGAUCUGAUGUCUCCAAGCAGGCUGCAGACAUGAUCCUCCUGGAUGACAACUUUGCCUCCAUCGUGACUGGUGUUGAAGAGGGCCGUCUGAUCUUUGACAACUUGAAGAAGUCCAUUGCCUACACCCUGACCAGUAAUAUUCCAGAAAUCUCACCCUUCCUCCUCUUCAUCAUCGCCAACAUUCCACUGCCCCUAGGAACCGUCACCAUCCUCUGUAUCGACCUGGGAACUGAUAUGGUCCCAGCUAUCUCCCUGGCCUAUGAAGAAGCUGAGAAUGACAUCAUGAAGCGACAGCCCAGAAACCCCAAAACUGACAAACUGGUGAACGAGAGGCUCAUUAGCAUAGCCUACGGUCAAAUUGGUAUGAUGCAGGCCACAGCCGGUUUCUUCACAUACUUCGUUAUCCUGGCUGAGAACGGGUUCUUGCCCAUGGAUUUGCUGGGUAUGCGUGUGGACUGGGACAACAAGAUAAUGAACGACAUGGAGGACAGCUACGGCCAGCAGUGGACAUAUGAGCGCAGAAAGAUUGUGGAGUUCACCUGCCACACAGCAUUCUUCGCCAGUAUCGUGGUUGUACAGUGGGCUGAUUUGAUCAUCUGUAAGACCAGGAGGAACUCCAUCCUUCAGCAGGGAAUGAAGAACCGUAUUCUGAUCUUCGGACUGUUUGAGGAAACUGCCCUGGCUGUCUUCCUGUCCUACUGUCCUGGAAUGGAUGUCGCCCUCAGAAUGUACCCCCUCAAGCCUUGCUGGUGGUUCUGUGCCUUACCCUACUCUCUGCUCAUCUUCCUCUAUGAUGAGGGUAGGAGAUACAUCCUGCGACGAAACCCAGGAGGUUGGGUGGAACAGGAGACCUACUACUGACAAAAAGAGGCUAUCCCCAGGAUCACUCAACAUCACUCUGCUGCUACAUCUCAACCAACAACAUUACACUACAUUUCAAUCUGCUACAUUACCAUUACAUCCAAUGAACACUGUGAUGGUGCAAUCAGCUGCAUUGAGGAGUUCUUGAUUGUGAUAAUGCAAAUUGAAAUAAACAUCACUUCAACACUAA
Messenger RNA from Oncorhynchus masou masou (cherry salmon), 5289 nucleotides. RefSeq names its product sodium/potassium-transporting ATPase subunit alpha-1. Gene Ontology annotation, cellular component: plasma membrane. The transcript has 21 exons. Gene Ontology annotation, molecular function: ATP binding; P-type sodium:potassium-exchanging transporter activity; ATP hydrolysis activity. Gene Ontology annotation, biological process: intracellular sodium ion homeostasis; proton transmembrane transport; sodium ion export across plasma membrane. The coding region runs from base 2013 to 5099 and encodes 1028 amino acids. The record is from RefSeq and is a predicted model, not a curated record. NCBI's taxonomy places the organism in Eukaryota, Metazoa, Chordata, Actinopteri, Salmoniformes, Salmonidae.